This is a messenger RNA of Diprion similis, 1993 nucleotides long. RefSeq names its product isocitrate dehydrogenase [NADP] cytoplasmic (gene Idh). Gene Ontology annotation, biological process: isocitrate metabolic process. Gene Ontology annotation, cellular component: mitochondrion; cytosol; peroxisome. The transcript is spliced from 2 exons. Gene Ontology annotation, molecular function: NAD binding; isocitrate dehydrogenase (NADP+) activity; magnesium ion binding. Lineage: Eukaryota; Metazoa; Arthropoda; Insecta; Hymenoptera; Diprionidae. Bases 248 to 1663 code for a protein of 471 amino acids. The record is from RefSeq and is a predicted model, not a curated record.
UCAAUUGACCCGUCAAUGACAAUAAACCGUUGGUUUAUUAUACUCUUCGGACCCGAGGAGCGCGUCCAAAGGUCCUCGGGGUACACAACUUGGCGCGAGAGAUAACACAUCCCGGGAACCCGGUCGACGGGACCAGUGACGGUGCAACUCUAGGAUCGUUCGAUACGCGAUACGCAGCCCGGUCCGGACACGUACUCAUCGUAUCCCCUAGUCGUAUAAUCCAAGAAUAAUAACAAUAACAGGCGCCAUGUUCCGUUCCUUGACUCGCUUGCUAGGACCGAGUGCCACCGGGGACAGUGCGGCUCGAUUACUUCGCUGCAGUACGUCGUCCGUCGCUCUGCUCGACCGCAACUCUUCACCCGACGCAUCGCGCAGGCGAAACCUUACGUGGACGAGACAGACGUCGAGAAACUUCAGCUCUACGUCGAUCGCAAUGGCUAAGAUCAAGGCUGGACCCGUCGUUGACAUUCUUGGGGAUGAGAUGACUCGUAUCAUCUGGGACUCCAUCAAGAACAAAUUGAUACUCCCGUUCCUGGAUAUUGAGUUGCACGUUUACGAUCUGGGUAUGGAGAACCGGGACGCGACUAAUGACCAGGUAACGGUAGACUGCGCGGAGGCUGUAAAGAAGUAUAACGUGGGCAUCAAGUGUGCGACGAUAACUCCGGACGAAAAUCGCGUCAAGGAGUUCAAGCUAAAGGAAAUGUGGAAGAGCCCCAAUGGCACCAUCAGGAAUAUACUGGGUGGCACUGUUUUCAGGGAAGCUAUAAUCUGCAAGAACAUUCCACGGCUGGUGACUGGUUGGAAUCAACCCAUUAUUAUUGGUCGUCACGCUCAUGCUGAUCAGUACAAGGCCACAGACUUUGUGGUACCAGGUGCCGGUAAACUGGAGAUAACCUGGACAGGUGAAUCUGGCGACAAAAUCCAGCACACCGUCUACCAGUUCAAGGGGGCUGGCGUCGCUCAGGCCCAAUUCAACACCGAUGAGAGCAUCCGCGAUUUUGCCCACAGCUCCUUCCAGUACGCUUUGUCCCGGACCUACCCGCUCUAUCUUUCGACCAAGAACACCAUCUUGAAAAAAUAUGAUGGCAGAUUUAAAGACAUUUUCCAGGAGAUCUACGAAGCCGAGUACCGUUCCAAGUUCGAAGCGAAGAAAAUCUGGUACGAGCAUCGGCUCAUCGACGACAUGGUUGCCUAUGCUAUGAAGUCCGAAGGUGGCUUUGUCUGGGCCUGCAAGAACUACGACGGAGACGUACAGUCUGAUUCCGUUGCUCAAGGUUACGGGUCUCUGGGUUUAAUGACCUCUGUCCUUCUCUGCCCUGAUGGUAAGACGGUCGAAGCAGAGGCCGCACAUGGAACGGUCACUCGGCAUUACCGCCAGUAUCAACAGGGUAAGGAGACAUCCACCAAUCCUAUUGCCUCAAUCUUUGCUUGGACAAGGGGUCUACUGCACCGUGCGAAGCUGGACAACAACAGCCAGUUAAAGAAAUUCGCAGAGUCUCUGGAGAAAGUCUGCAUCGACACAAUCGAGGCUGGAAGUAUGACCAAAGAUUUGGCCAUCUGUAUCAAGGGCAUGAACAAUGUCAAAAGGUCAGACUACCUUGAGACGUUUGAGUUUAUGGAUAAGCUCGCUGACAAUUUGAAGAAGGAACUGGCCAAGGUAUGACUGCAAACGUACAGGCUCUCUGAUCCCCGAAGAUCGAAGCUUUGAGCCCAGGAAAGAGCUGCCGCUUCAUUUAUUCCAGAAUGUAUUGCCAGUUUUUCAGUUUAAACCUUUCAGGGGUGUUUAUUGGAUGAGGAAAAUAAUUUUUUUUUUUUAGACAAUACAUGCGUUUAAUAGCACAACUCUCAAGUAUUCAUAAGUAUAAAAAUGCCAUUGUUAUUACAGGAACUCUUUGCCUGUAAAAUAUUUUUGUAAACCUAUAAGACAAAAGAUAAUUUUUUGUCUGGUUUUCAAUGUAUAAACAAAAGGUUUUAUAAAUAUGUUUUACAAUGA